GUCGUGUCGUCAUCAGUCAUCGUCGGCAGCUGUUGGCUAUAGCGACAGUAUAAAACGCUAUGGCCGAGACGCACAACUUACGUGACCUACCACAACCGUCUGCCACAGCAAAAGUAUUCAUCCAGAGAGACUACAGCUCAGGAACUAUCUGCAAGUUCCACACCAGAUUCCCUUCUGAAUUGGAGUCCAGGUUGGACAAGCAGCAGUUUGAGGAGACUAUCCAGGCUCUGAACAAUCUGUAUGCCGAGGCAGAGAAACUGGGAUGGAGGUCUUACAUGGAAGGCUGCCUGUCCUGCCUAACUGGGUAUACUGUUUUCCUCUGCAUGGAAACCCAUUUUGAAAAGGUGUUAAAGAAGAUUGAUAAAUACAUCAAGGUCCAAAAUGAGAAGGUCUAUGCUCCCAGAGGUUUGCUGCUGACUGACCCCAUUGAGCGAGGUCUCAGGGUUGUGGAAAUCACACUCUUCGAAGACAGAAGUGUGAGCUCUGAAAGAUGAAGAAUGUAUCUAUGAUGUAUGAGUGAAUCAAUGUAAUGUAUAUUUCAACUCAUUUCAUUAUUUAUUUCCACCCUUUAUUUCCACAUUUGCAACAUAUGGAUUAUUGUAUGUAACUUCAUUCAAAUAUGAAUGGUAUAUUUAUGUUUUGUAUGUUUACACCCAAGUGACAUCUUUGCUAGUUCUGCUUUUGAGCUGGAUUGUGACUUUAGUCAAUGAGGGACAAACGCAUAAUACCAAGUACAGUGGUACCUCGGUUUUCGAACGUCCCAGAAUUCGAACAAAUUGGAGUUCGAACAAAAAUUUCGAGAUUUCUUUGCUUCGGAUUUCAAACAAAAUUCCAGAACUGGAACGCCCCCGAAAUAAGCCGGAAAAAACAUAACGUUGCGCGGACCGAUCAGCUGACCCACGACGCGCUUUGUUAUUGUGUAUAACGCAGCCUCUGUAUGCAGACGUGUCCCGUUGGCUCCAUUUACUGACUGUUUCUUCUUCAUAUUGAGGUGUGAAACCUUUCCUGUCUCCACACUGGACCGUGGUAGAGUGUCACAGGGGAGGUGCUCGCUCUCCACACCUCUGGAGCGCUCACUCCAGGGUUUGAUGUCCUGUUGUGGUCUGGAGCUGGGACAGGGAUGAGGCGAGUCUGGGACAGAGCGUUACUUGGUUUAUGACUUUGUCACUGCCAAACGGCCAUCUGGAACGGAUUGUGGUUGAGAACCAAGGUACCACUGUAUAAUCUAGCCUAAUAACUGUUAAUAAUACAGAAAAGCUUGGGGCACCUAUUUACUGGAGCAUAAAUUGAAUCUGUGCUUCAUGAUGUUAGCAUGCUGGUCCUUAAAUUGGCAUGAAUAUGACUCUUCUUUUUCAGUGUUUUGCCUCCCAGUUACAGAAUGUGUGAAACGCUGUGAUCCCACGUGUCUGUCACAGACCUGUAUAUCAUGUGCCAUUAUUCUGAAUGUUCUUUUGGAUGACAUUUAAAACCACACACAGACCUUAAACAUCGUCAUGGACAGAAUAGUGACACUACAGCACUGGUUUUUGAUGCGUUACUCAUAUCGUCGCAAAUAGGGAACCAUUUUCCUUGGCAAGUCAGUAUUUCAAGUGACAGGUGGUCACACUGUGUUUGGAUGUUUUGACUGUUUUUUUCUGUUUGGAAUGUCAUCUGCCCAAACCUGUGGGUUUCACAAACACUGCACUUCAGGAACAGCUGCAAAAGUUUGUAUUUUAUACAGCUUGUAUACUUUUCUUAUUAAUAUUAUGCAUAUUAAAUAAAUUAUCU
This is a messenger RNA of Synchiropus splendidus (mandarinfish), 1767 nucleotides long. RefSeq names its product golgin subfamily A member 7-like. The coding region runs from base 60 to 494 and encodes 144 amino acids. The transcript has 5 exons. Gene Ontology annotation, biological process: peptidyl-L-cysteine S-palmitoylation; Golgi to plasma membrane protein transport; protein targeting to membrane. Gene Ontology annotation, cellular component: Golgi stack; palmitoyltransferase complex. NCBI's taxonomy places the organism in Eukaryota, Metazoa, Chordata, Actinopteri, Syngnathiformes, Callionymidae. The record is from RefSeq and is a predicted model, not a curated record.